Messenger RNA from Stegodyphus dumicola, 998 nucleotides. Its product is annotated as acetoacetyl-CoA synthetase-like. Gene Ontology annotation, molecular function: acetoacetate-CoA ligase activity. Gene Ontology annotation, biological process: lipid metabolic process. NCBI's taxonomy places the organism in Eukaryota, Metazoa, Arthropoda, Arachnida, Araneae, Eresidae. The record is from RefSeq and is a predicted model, not a curated record.
AAUAAAUCUAUAACAAUGCUAUGUUGCUGGUAUUGCAUUUUCCUGUUUUUUCCUGACUGUAUUUAUUAUUACUGUAAAACAUCUAAAUGUCCAUUCUGCAUUUCAUUAGUUCACAACAUAGAGGAGCUACAGGACUACAUUUGCGUGGGUCAGGACAGAGACGAUGGAGACACAAGAGCUGUACUUUUCGUCAAAGUGAAGAAAGGCUACGCUUUCACCCAACAACUGAAAGAGAAAAUAGCCCACACAAUUAGCAGAGAACUGUGGGUAGAUUACGUACCUCAAGUGAUUCGUGAAGUGGCCGAUAUUCCGUACAACCUGAACAAUAAAAGGAUGGAAAGUGUGGUUCGAAAAAUCCUUGCAACGAAUAAGAUUCCAGAAGUGAACAAUAUCAAGAAUCCAGAGUGCCUGAAAUACUACGUCAACAUUCCUGAAUUGGUCAACUACUACAAAAAAUAAUUUCUUUUUAACAAGUUUUGUCAGUCAAGUGAACUAAAAAACGUGAUGUCACAGAUAAUAUAAAUUUUAUGGCACAAAAUGCAUAAUUGCUGUAUGCACAUUGGCCCAAAUGUAUAUCUCAACAAAAUGUUUUAAAUAUGUUUAGCUCUUUGUGUUUAGUUUUGUUAUACAUUCACAUUUUUAAAUACUUGUUAAUAUAUUUAUCACGUUUUUCGUUAAGUGUAUAAAAUAUUCUUUUUGUUAUAUGAUUAUCAUGAUUUGUAGCACAUUUCAUUUUUUAAGGGUUAAAUUCGAACUAGUGAAAUAUCUUGAAAAUUAUUUGUUUAAAACGUGUACAUACUUACUGUUGUAAUAUAUACUUUCUCAAAUCUAUCAGUCAUUGUUAUUUUAGAUGAUUAAGAAUAGUUAGUAUAUAAUCAUUUUGCAUAAAGGAAAAACAUUUAAAAAUAAUUAUAAGGUCUUUUGAAAUGUAGAAAUAAAUAUUUAUAUUUUAUUGUUACUUACAUUGUUUUGUAAAAUAAAUUGUUUUUUCUUUUUAA